UUACACAAUCUGCAUCUGUCCAAAGCGCUUUGGUGUGCGUGUGUGUAGACGCAGUGGCGAAACACGGUGCAGCCCCAACCCCGUUUCUCUCUUUUUAAGCAGCAUUUUGGCAAAUUUUUGGGGUGAACAAAGGUGGCACUGCAGAAACACGGAGAAAAAGAGGGGAAGGUGAGGCCAUCCCAGAAGGCAAGGCGCGUGUGAGAGGCUCGAGUUUCAUGAAUCACGGAAGUGUUAUGAUUGAAGCCGAGAGUUCACCGAUCAGUCACACAGAUUGACAGCACGCUCAUUUCAUCCCGGGUUCAAAUGAGCGCUGGCACGUAAAAAGGUGACUUAUUAUGUGAUAAAAAGUCAUUCUACCCUGUAAAAUUAGGAUCUGUCCAGUAGAGGUACUGGAACAUGUCCAAAUGAGGCCCCAAAUGUCCCACUGGUAGAUCCAGUAGUAGAGCAAUACUUUCAUGAAGGCAACGAGUCCUGAACCGCUGUGAUCAUGCGCAUUUGUUGUCACGCUGUCUAUCCAGCACCUUUGGCAGCUCACCACUUUGAAUCAGCACAUCUUUGCUCAGUGGGUUCAGUGACGCGCUCUGCUCAGAUCACCAGACACCUUUGAGGAUUUUGGCUGCGACUUUAACCUAGAAGAUGGACGAUUUGGAAACUUCAGACCGAUUUUUCCACAAGUCCCCAUUCAGCAUCAGCAGCCUGUUGUGGAGACGAGAGGGAGUGAUGGGUGACCGGGAGUCUCCGUCUCCGUCCCACAAACUGCGCUCCGCGCAUCCGGACAAAUCCAGUCAGGAGGAAAACUUCGAUAAUAAACAGAAGAGUGAAGACCUAAAGCGGAGCCCUAAUGCAGAGACUAAAGCGGUGACAGCACAUGGAAAACGAGAGGGGGAUAAGGAGGAACUGAAGAAAAGCGGGGCAGCAGAAGAAAACGAUAAACCUGAGAAACCUCCUUUUAGUUAUAACGCGCUCAUCAUGAUGGCGAUCCGCCAGAGCCCGGAGCGACGGCUCACACUCAAUGGCAUCUAUGAGUUUAUCAUGGACAACUUUCCAUACUACCGACAGAACAGGCAAGGCUGGCAAAAUUCAAUCAGACACAACCUAAGUCUGAAUAAGUGUUUCGUUAAAGUGCCGCGCCACUAUGAUGACCCGGGAAAAGGCAACUACUGGAUGCUGGACCCCUGCAGCGAGGACGUCUUCAUAGGUGGCGCAUCAGGGAAACUCCGGCGCAGAGCCGCAGCUGGCUCUAGGGGUAAGCUUGCACUAAAAAGGGGAGGAGGUCGUCUGAUGUCCUCCAGCACUGCAACCAGCGUGACACUGGCCGCAGCUGGUCCUUUUUACUGGCCGGUGACGCCGUUUCUGCCUCUCCAAACACCAGUGCGCACCCACCUCGGUGCAGGGACUUAUCUCAGUGCUCACCCCCGCUUGCCCAACCACGCCACAUCGCUUGUUUCGCAGCGGUCCCGGUUGAAUGCAACAAGUGCUACAGACGCCAGCCGGUUCGUGCAGACGCACCGGGAGAUGUCUUACAUUGGAGUCAGUUGCGCGCAGUCCCGUCGCCACCAAAUUGGCACUGCCUGCACCGCUUUCUCCACAUCCAUCCCUGCAUGCCCUCUGCCACUGUCGGAUCCGUGCUCUUUUAACAUGAUCUCCGGACAAGCCAGCUACUUUUACUCUCACCAGAUACCAUGUGGCGCAGCGUUUAGUCCGUGCCAAGAGGAGUGCGCCACGUCCAAGACUUCUCCGGGACAAUUCUUUUCCAAGAACGGUCACUCAGACCUCGGGGGAUGCUGUAAUAACUUUCCAAAUUACUGUCCUCAAACCAACUCAAGCCCCCAUUCGUCUUGGAAUAUAGAAAAAUAGUAAUAACGCCCAAUCUAUCUAAGAUUGAAAAUAUUGCUGUAGGAUUUAGAUGAACAAAAUUUGCAGACUAAAAUGCCAAAACAUUCUACUUAAAAUACGAGACUACCUGCAAAUUUGAAUGUCUUGAAUUUAUGAAAAAGUUAACCAAAACAAAUCCUGCAAUACCACCCUAAUAGUUUCUUUGUGCUACAGGGAAAGAUACGAUGAAAAGGGAAGGCCUGUAUGAGUGCGUUGUGUCUGUUAAAUUAACAAAUAUCAGCUGACGCAUGAACAACACGUGUAAGGCUCUGACUGCCAUUUAAACAAAGGCUUCGUCUGACACAUUUCCCAGAUUUUCCCAUUUUAAAACACAUGUAACCAGAAAUUAUCUUCUCUUAAAAUGUAAUUAAAUGUCGCUUAGAUAUCCGUUCAACUGUAUUCUUGUUUUAGAAACAGUGUUCUCCACUUGAACACGGAUAGAUAAGAUAAGACUUUAUUGAUCCCCGAAGGGAAAUUAAGUUGUUACAGCAGCAGAACAAAUAACAACAUUUUCCUUAUGUGUAUGUACUUCUCAGUAUUGAAACUGAUAUCUUUGCGCGCAUGUUUGUUUUAGGCCUAAUGCAAUAUUCUGAAAUGAUCCUUCUGCAAAAUACCUAAAAAAAUAAAUGCCUUUUAAAUGAAACAAAAUAAAAACGGGGUCACCACUCU
Messenger RNA from Scatophagus argus, 2544 nucleotides. RefSeq names its product forkhead box G1c (gene foxg1c). Gene Ontology annotation, cellular component: nucleus. Lineage: Eukaryota; Metazoa; Chordata; Actinopteri; Scatophagidae. Gene Ontology annotation, biological process: regulation of transcription by RNA polymerase II. The record is from RefSeq and is a predicted model, not a curated record. Bases 637 to 1857 code for a protein of 406 amino acids. The transcript has a single exon. Gene Ontology annotation, molecular function: DNA-binding transcription factor activity; sequence-specific double-stranded DNA binding.